This is a messenger RNA of Lachancea mirantina, 783 nucleotides long. The record is from the annotation of a GenBank genome assembly. NCBI's taxonomy places the organism in Eukaryota, Fungi, Ascomycota, Saccharomycetes, Saccharomycetales, Saccharomycetaceae.
AUGAGCUUCAACUAUUUAAAAUCAGCCAGAAAAGUGGUUUGCAUUGGUAGGAACUAUGCAGCUCAUAUCAAAGAACUGAACAAUCCGACACCUAAGCAACCUUUUUAUUUCUUGAAGCCGACUUCAAGCAUCGUUACACCUGUUGAAACUGACGACAUCAUACCAAGAAAUGAGACCGAAAGUGUGACUUAUGCGGGUUUGAGAGCGGAUGGGUCUAAUCCAGGUCCAAUCUAUAUUCCCAAGGGUGUUAAAGUUCACCACGAAGUUGAACUUGCUUUGAUAAUGGGUCGUAACGUGUCCAACGCGACACCGGAAUCGGUUCAAGCUGAUGACGUCUAUGAUCUCAUUAGUGGGGUUGCCUUGGCAUUAGAUCUGACAGCUCGUAACGUUCAGGAUGAAGCGAAAGCCAAAGGGUUACCUUGGUCGAUCGGAAAGGGAUUUGAUAGCUUUUUGCCUAUAUCCGAUUUUAUUCCCAAGUCCCAGCUCAGUAGAGAUGACUUCCAAAACUCGUUUCGUCUUACAUGCUCUGUUAACAAUAAGGGCAGACAGGAUGGAACAACGGAUCUCAUGCUAAAUCCGCUUCACGCCAUCAUUCAGCAUAUAUCCAGUACGAUGUCUUUAGAGCCAGGUGACAUUGUGUUGACAGGGACACCCGCUGGUGUAGGUGAAAUUGGUCCCGGUGACACGAUCAAGUCUGCUUUAUACCAGAAUGGGAAACUCUUGACUAGCUUCAAAUUCGAUUGCAAAUCUCGUCCUGGCCCUUACGUGUUCCACGAAACCUAA